AGUUCAUAUACACCGAAAGAACGAGUACGUCACGGAAAAGAUUACUAAAGAUACUACCAAGUACCAACUGGUCGGAAGUCUCAUAAAAUAUCUGCCUAGAGUCAUCGUAGACUCACAAUAUCUAAUUUGCAGUUACGAUGUUUGCAGGCUGGAGGAAAUUAGUAGGUGCUGUGCAUACAAACAGACCAAUACAACGGUGCCUGUUGCACAGCGGAAAAUUGCGCUGCACACUUUCCCCUCAAAUCACACAGUUAAUCCGUGGCAAAGUGAAGGAAGUGGAAUCUGAAAAGCAAAUUGGCAAACGGCGUAACCUGGACGGCAGUCCUUGGAAAUUGAAUCUGGUCGCUAAACAAAUCAGAGGUUUACCUGUCUUAGACGCUAUCAACCAGAUGACUUUUUCCGGGAAGAAAGCAUCUCAAGACGUUAAAAGUGUACUAUAUAAUACAAUGCAAGCCGCUAAUCAUAACAAAGGACUGGAAGCGAAGAAUCUUAUCGUGUCACAAUGCCACGUAGGAAAGGGCACUUAUCGCAGGAAGCUUCGAUAUCAAGGCAAGGGAAGCAUGUCGCUGAUGCAGAUCAAACAUUCACACCUUUAUGUGGAGUUGAAGGAGGGAGAGCAGAAGAAGAAGCGCGAGACGCGAAUGAUGCGGCGGCUAAAGAAGCACGAAAAUGCACGAAAACCAAAGAAAAUACGAUCCGCUCUUAUGUGAUCAGGUGGUGCCACAGUUCGUAUCUGAAUAAUAAAGCUAGACGCGAACGUCAAAAGAUACUUUGUAAGUGUGCGUCCUUACAGCAAUUAUG
Molecule: messenger RNA, 801 nt
Organism: Sphaeroforma arctica JP610
Lineage: Eukaryota; Ichthyosporea; Ichthyophonida
Exons: 6
Coding region: 138-710 (190 amino acids)
Biological process (GO): ribosome assembly; translation
Cellular component (GO): mitochondrial large ribosomal subunit; ribosome
Molecular function (GO): structural constituent of ribosome
Source: RefSeq, a predicted model, not a curated record